Xyrichtys novacula (pearly razorfish) is the source of this 8856-nucleotide messenger RNA. NCBI's taxonomy places the organism in Eukaryota, Metazoa, Chordata, Actinopteri, Labriformes, Labridae. The record is from the annotation of a GenBank genome assembly.
GAAGGCAGCUUAAGUUCGAAAAGUAUGGCCGCGGAGUGUUUGACAACAGCAACAGAGCAAUGGAUACGGGGAAGAUUACAAUUAAAACAUCCAUGCCUCGGUAAUAUUAUCUCACGUUUAUUCAAAAGUUAUAAAGCUACAAAUACAAUCUGACAUUAAGAACAGAGUCGCAGCGUUUUUCUGUCCGUUAAGUUAACAAUUGUGGAUAACAUUUGAGAGCUCAUGCAUAGGUGGCUAUGCUAACAACAGCCCAUACAGUCAGCAGCAAUGAAGUCAAUUCAACUUGUUUUAACAGGUGAUGUCCGCUCACUGAGUCUUCCAGGGACAAAUGAGGAGAAGAUUAGACAUCUGGGAAACUCAUUGAAUAACUUUGUCCGUCUGAAGUCUCUGGACCUCUCCUAUAAUUUGCUUGUCUCUGUUGAGGUAAGUUUGAGCUCUAAACUCAACCAGUAACUGACUAUGUAUGCACCUUUGUCUCCUGUUAAAGUAGCUUUGGGAUUGUUUGAGUCAUAUUAUUUCACAAAGCCUAACACAACAGGAAUAUUUUCAUUUCUUAGUUGCUUUUUACAACUCCACAUGAUUGUACAUCACAUCCAUUUAUUCUUUCAAACCUAGAGGGUUUCAGAUUUUUAUCGUUACAUACAAAUCCACCUCAAAAUCAACCAAUCUGCAACUUGUUUGUGUGUUUGAGAAAUAAGUAGAAAAUGUUUGUGCAUUAUUUUAGUGUGGGAACAUUUGCUGCUUAAAGCCCCCUUAAGAGAGCCCCCUCAGAACAGACUUGCAGUUCCUCCUGGCACAGUAAGCUUUUAACAAACUUACCUCGUUUCUACUUCAGGGGGUCCAACAUUUGAAAUUGCUGGAAAGACUGAUCCUCUACUUUAACUGUAUUCCUUCCCUUGAAGAAGUAAAAGUGUUGUUCAAGCUUCCAGCUUUGAGGGAACUGGAUCUCAGGCUCAACCCUCUGACCAAACUUUACCCAAAGUACCGCCCCUAUCUGGUGCACGCCAUGCCAAAUCUUCGCAAAUUAGGUAAAGUAUUGUCAUAAUGUAUUGAUUCCCUUAAUAAAAGCCUGUUUCUUUAGGAACCAGAUUUGAGGUCUGUUUUCAUGCUGAGUAUAACAUGGAUCCUGUUUCUUUUCAGAUAACUGUUCUGUCAGAGACACUGAGCGAAAAGCUGCUAUUAUGCAGUUCUCCUCUGAUCUGCCUCAGCAGAAGAGCUCUGCUUUGAAUCAGGCUGCUGAGCAAAGGUACCAUCAUUGAUUGUUGGAAGCUGGAUUUAAUGAGUUUAGCUCAACUUAAUAAUUGAGAGCAAUUAAGAGUAGGGAUGGGAAUUGAUAAGAUUGUAUCGGUAACGAUGCCAUUAUCGAUUCUGCUUAUCGAUUCAAUUCUUUAACGAUUCCUUCAAUGCCUUUCUUUGAUUUAAAAAAAAGUAGAUGAUAGGUUUCUAACGUUCACUCAAAAUUAUAUUGAGUCUCUGAUAACAGAAUAAGAUGUAUGAGUCUAAAAAUAAUCAAACGACAAACUGUUUGUACAGUAUUUACUUCGGUCGGUAUUAAGUCAAAUACAUAGUACAUUGUUAAGUCUGGCGUGCAUUAUGCUUAUGUUAACACAGGACAUACAUACCUUACAUGCCGUGCUGAGACGGAGCAGCAGUGGCUGACGACCAGUGGAGAGCAUCAAAUACAUGUGACUCCUUAUAUUUGAUGCCAUGCCCUGUUAACAAAUGUUUAAGCAUGUUGCUGGUGUUUCCAUCUUUGCAUGUUAUCACUGCUCGACAAACAUUGCACGUUGCGCUGUUAUCGUCUUUCUUGGUAAAAUGAAGCCACGCUUGAGAUAGUUUCUGCCGACUUUUCGUACCGUCCGCCACGUUUUUUUUCUCUGUCUCUGUUCUCGUUCACGUGGACUGGCACUCGAGAGACCGUUUUUCAAAGCACCCGCAAGAAAGGAAUCGUUAAGGGAAUCAUGAAGAUGAAAUUUAAGUUAUGUUGACGGAUUGAAUCAUUUAGAACCGGUUCUCAACAAGAACCGAUUCUCGAUUCCUGUCCCUACUUAAGAGCACUGAAAAAAAUCAGUUUUGAGGGUUUAGAAACUUGAAAAUGAAAAAGAAUCUUAGAAAAAAUGUUUUAAUUUGGAAAUCAUUCUAUCACACUGCUCAUCUGUCUUUACAAAUGCACAUCACUACAUUUAUUUACCCUUUUGUCUAAUAGUUCUGCUGUACACUUAACUUUUGCUCCUCUGUCUUUGCCUGUGUUUUUCCAGAGGUAGUAAUAAGAGACUGGCUUUGGUUGACCGCAUCACUAAGAGGCUCUCUCUUGUGACUGACACAGAUGAUAUUGUUUUGAAUUUUGCUGAAAGGCAUCAGAGAGAUGUAAAUGAAACUCGGCCCCCCUCUGCUUCAAUUCAAAAGGAGGCAGAUGGUAAGAAGAAAACUAAAGAGUGAAUAAAUAAUCUUCAACUCAAAAUCAAAGUAAGAGUUAUUCUACUUCCAGAUUUACAUUAAUUUACUCUUUUUGUGUCAGACAACAAAGAGGAAGACUCCAAAUAUUUCACAGAACAGAGAAGUUCGACUCCAAUACAGGUCGUAUUUACUUUACUUUUGGUAAGAUAAUAUUAACAGUCGAUACACUUGAAUGAUCAGAUAUGCUCAUUAUGUGUUAUUUCUUUUAUAGGAAACUGCUAAAUCUAUCCUCAGGUAUCCUCCAAGGCAUUAUGGUAGGUUAUCUCAGAGUCAAGUAGCAGUGAUGAGUUUUCUUUUUAAGGUGGAUAGAAAUGGUUGGUGCUAGACUUGUGGCUCAAAAGUCAUGUAAGUAUUUAGACAUCAGACAGACCUUUUUGCAUGAAAAACUCAUCAGUCAUCAGCAAUUACUGCAAGUGGAAGUAUGCACAUUUAAAAUUUCAUUUAAAAUCUGUGAUGUAGAUUUGUUGAAUAGAGUGGACAGAUAGAAAACAAGUUCAUUUUGUGAUAAAGGGAAACUGAUCAGUGGCUUUCUUUUUCAUUGUUAACAAUUCAUCAAACCACCACUAGAUGGUGACAGAAGCCCAUUCUUCCUAUUAGGUGUUGUUUUUAUCAUGAGGACAACGUCUCCAUCGAAGGUUAUUUCAUAUCAUUUUAUGAUAUGGUAUUUGUUAUUGAACAGAUAAAACAGAGUCCAAAGUGCCACAUACAAAAGAACAACCUCACGAAAAAAGCUCGACCACUUUCAGCACGACUGAAAGACCAAAGGUGUCUUUUGGCCCAUAUGUGGAGAAACACAAAGAGGCGCCUGGAAAACAAAAACAAAAGGACAACACAAAACAAAGCAGACACGUAGCCCGGGGACAUUUUACCCCAAAUCCUGGUAAGAGCUGAAUGUCUGUACGGAGGAAAUAACAUCCACAAAUACCUCAUUUGAUUGUCUUGAAAAUUAAUGAAGCUGUUUUUUUGUGGAAAAUUUCUUUAGAUGAAAGUCGCCCUCGCAGUUCUUCAUUUAUUAAUAUCCGGCCUCCCAGUCCAUAUCGACAUGGUUCAAAUCUGUCUGAUCCUUCCAACCCCAUCAUACACCCCCCAAGGCUGACUUAUUCCAGCUUUAACAAGACAGAAGGAGGCUCCAGGCUGCUGCAGCAAAAGGAGAAUCAAAAACGGGUGGGAAGUUCUCUGUAUAUCUACAGCCUGUAUCAAUAUUUGUGUACUUCCUUUCACAUACCAAACUAUCUCUGAUUUCAUUCCCCAGGGUAGUUAUCGGAAGCCCCUGGAAAUGCUCCUCAACCUCGUGGACAAACACUGGACAGGGGAGAGGUCGCUGCAUCAUAACAACAACUUCCUGUGUGAGUUUGGUUUGGGAUAUGUGGUAUCAGAUACAAAAGGCCAGAGAUAAUAAAUGUCCUCUCAUCAUUUCUAUUUUUGGCUCCAGCUCAGGCAGUCCAGAUUCUCUCCAUGAUGGAAAGUGAUAUUUCCAGUCGGGAGGCCGAGGUCAGGACCUUAAGACGGGAAGUUGAUGUACUGAGCUUUCAGAGAGCUGCAAGAGAGGAAGAGCACAAAAGUGAAGUCCGUAACCUCUCUGCUCAGCUUGAGGAAGCUCGCGGUGCAGUUGUGAGUGGACUUUCAACAAUAUUUGGCUUUUGCUAGCUGUCAUGAUCACCCUUUGUUUACUUUCUUUUCUCUGAUUGACGCAGGGCAAACUAAAUGAGCAGCUGAGAAUUGUGUUGGAGGACAAUGUUGCACUGCAAAAACAACUUAUUAAGUUGGAACGACAAUACCUCAAGUCUAUGAUGAAAAGUUCGCCCAUGACUCAGAUUAGAGGUGGGUGUAAAUGCCAGGAGUGAACAUUUAGCUGUUUUCCCUCUCAUACUCUUCUUUUUUUGUGCUUGCACAUCUUUAGAGGCUCAGACAGAAGUGGAGGAACUGAGGAAGGAGAUCGAGGGGUUGAGGGAGAAAGUGAAGGUGGCGGAGAGUGUGAAGGAGUUGUCAAAUACACUUCAAGAAAGCCACAGGUAAAGAAGAUACAACCACGUUAGUGUUGUUGCUGCUGUAUCUACUCGCUCACAGCAAUCAUGAUCACACACCCAGAGAAUCCUUUCUUGACUGGUUGUCUGUGAUUUGUGUCUGUGUAUGGCUGCAGGUCCCUGGUGGCUGCUAAUGAAUGCUUGGGAGCUGAGCCAAAGGGAACUGGGUAACUUUGAAAGAGAAUUUGAAUGAAGAGACGCACACCAGGAUGGAAAUAUUAAAGCAAAACAUCGCUGAAGGACAUAUUAGCAUUGUAUCUGCUGUACAAUGCCCAGCAGCUAGAUUUUUUAAUUUAUGUCCCUGUAGUUUACAUUUAUUUUUUGUGGGAAUUGGGUCCCCAAACCCUGCGUGUUGAUUGCAUGUUAUAUUUGUUUACAUGCAGGCUUAGAUGAUCUAAAUAUUCACAGGAAAAAGUAAUUCAUUCAAGAGAGAAUUGGGGUGUGAUACCGUCAAAGGGCUGUUAUUGUAAUUCAUCAUCAUGAGGUAAAUUUGAGCGAGGGGGUUUGAGGGGAUUUUCUGGAGUCAGUUGUGUCUCUCUCCCAUGUUUUUAGGUCACUCGUGUCUCCAUCUGCUUUGUACGCUGUAGUGGAAUGAAUGCAUGUAGACUCCAGCUGCACAGUGACUUUAUUUAUACCCCAGCCUUAGGGCUGGAGAGCUGCACGCUUGCACACUUUCCUCUCAUAGCCGCUAAUGCAAAGACCUGGCAAAGCAGGUUAGAGUGCGGAUGCUUUUACUUGAACUGAAUGUAGAUUUUUUUUUAUCUUUAUGUGACUGUUACAGGUCAAUGAUAGGUGCUACUUCACCAAUUCUGAAAAAGACAGGAGAAUGUAAAAUUUUGACAGACACCCUGUAACCUACUCUCAGUACAGGUUCCUGGGUGUGUUUUUUUUAUUUUCAAUAAUGCACUACAAAUCUCGAGCACACAUUAAGAGGCCUAAAGAACAAGAACAAAACACACUGCAUGCACUGGGGCACAAUGUUACAUUAAGAGUUAAUAAAAAAACAUACAGUAUUGUUCCUCCACAUUAAAGGUGCACAGUAUUUGGCAUUAAGCACAGAAAAUAGAUCAUACUUGAGCUACUGCAGCGGACAAAAACCAACACAACGAUAGCUGCUAGUUGAUGCACGAUUCUUCAUCAGCUUAGGCUACAGGUAGUGUGUGACAUUUGUUAAACAACCACUGUCACCAUGUUGGAAAAAUAUUCUACAAAAGUAUUUUACCUGUUUGCAAAUGCUCCCUUUUUCUUGCGCUGUAUGUAAGAAUACAGCAGUACAAGCCUGUGUUCAGUUGACUUUGUGCUAUAGAUGACUCACCACGAAUACUCCAAAUCUUCACCAACAGACAAAGACAUUAGCGUCGGAGUAGCUGACUUUGUACAUGUACAGGUUCAUACAUAUUGAUUUCAAGCAAAAUAAUCAUGAUCCUACAGUUUUGAUAUUUUUUUUUUUUGGCAAGACAAUAUUCUCUGUCCAGUAGUUUGUUCUUACUGCAGGCACAGCAGUUCAGAUAAAAGAUAUGCCGAGCUCCUCCUGUCAUCUAAAUGCUUCUGAAUCAAAUGCAAAAUACAUAACAUGCACAAACUACAGCAAUACAGAUUAAAAAAAAAAACAUAGCCAGUGUCAUAAAUUAAGCCAUGUGGCUAUAACUUUUUAGAAUAUACACAAUCUUACCACAAAUAUAUUAGAACUACUGUAUAUAAAUCUGAUGAGGAAAUAUAAGUCAAAUGUUAAAAAUACAAUCUUAGACAACUUUGCUCGUCUGUCUGUGGUUAGAGCUUCUGUUUUCAGCUGAAUUGACCAAUUUCAAAUUGAAAAUGCCUGUUAGCAUAAAGAUCCAUAUGUAGGUAGACAGGAAAGGAUAUGAAUGACAACAGAUUAAGAGAAAAAAGGGGGUUCCUGUAGCUCUUUUUUUCCAAAGUGGUAAAACUAGACCUGUUUUUAAAGGUUUACACUGAUGGACUUUCGUUUUUCCACUUUUAACAUGUUCACAGAAGUAAAAGGAAAUGGCAAAAGUCAAGGUUCAGUCUAAUAGUGAACUAUGUUAAUUUUUUUUUUUUUUAAUAAUUAUUAACACUUAAUAUAAUUAUUGUACUGGACUGAAAGAAAAUUAUUCAAAUGACUUUUCAUGAAGUAAUCAAAACAAAGAGCAGAUUUGGUUGGACUUCAUAUGUUAGGAUAGCAGACAAACAUCUGACACUUAAAAAGGAAUUAACGGUUAAAAGUUAUGGAAAAUAAAAAGUCUUCCAUAAUAUCUGUGUCAAAAUUGUGUGCCAAUUGGUGGCAACUCUUAUUUCAACUCUGCAAAACAAGUAAAAAUGCAUCUCUGCGGCUAAAUAAGGGCAUAGAAAGAUUUCCAUUAAAAAGUGCAAUGUUAAUUCAUCAAACUGUUGUCCCACUUUUGUUUUUCUUGGCAUGUUGUUUCAUUUGUGCUUAAUAAAUAUUAUAAGGCCCUAUCAUAACAACAAAGCUUCGUAAUUCAUAGCAUAGCAGUUUCUCUUGUUUGUUCUCCUCAGUGUUUGGCAGUAACUUGCAAUCAAACAGGAAUGUACCAGCUGGUGAUGACUUUGUAAAAAUAGAUGUAAACAGUAUUCCAGUUCUCACACUUCACGAAGAGAGGAACACAAAAAACUCUCUCUCAGACACACACACGUACACACAUAAAAUAGAUGGGUGGGAAAAUAGAUGAAAUCCUAUUCUUUUGUGCUUUCUUUGAGAACUCUUUUAAUAGAAAACUAUCCUAGUAGUUGAUCAAGUGUUUAUUCCUCAUCCUUUGAUCUCACAUGGGUUUGCCCACUGUGGGUUUAUUCACUUUCUUUUCGUAUGACCCUCGAUGUUUGUAUCCAGAGACGUAUCCUGAAGUGUCAACUAUGUCUUCUCGUCCUGCCUUACCCUUCCCACGCCCAGUGGUGGGAUCAAAACGCUCCUUGUGCGACCCUGUAAACUUGGUGGUGUCCGUGAGACGGCUCACGGUUGGAGAAGCCACAGCCCUCUGUAAUGACAUUUGAAUCUUGUUAGGAUGAUCACAGUCUUACUCUGACAUCAUGAUAUGAGGGGUAAGCACAAAAACAGUUUUAAAGGAAUGGUCCAUUUGUUAAAAAUAGGGGUUGACUGAGUUCCUUGUCAGUAUAGUAAUAUGCCCCUUUGCUGAAAUUCAGGCCAGGGUACCAUCACAGGAGUGAGUCCAUCAGCUGUUACAGAUGGAGUCAGCUCUGGGACAUGAUUUGGCGAAUUAAAUGAAAGCCAAAACUUUGAAGUCAGUGUAAGUUAAUGCUCUACUCUGAAAAUUCUCCGCUCUUCCUCUGGUGGUGGAGACAUGUAAACUGUAAGUCCAUGAACAGAAGUAUACCGUAUCAAAAAUGGCUACACUGUUAGCUGUUGAAGAAGGAGACUGAGCUGAAAUACUCUAGUACUCAGUCACGUCGAUAAUGUUCAGCCUUUUUUGCCCUAAUUUACGUUAAAAUGAGAUGCACAAAUAUCAGCAUGUACAGUACAUUAAGUGCACAAGGCAAAAGCAAAGUACGUUAUAGACCCCAUUAGCUGAUCAGCACACUGCAGGCCCAAAACAGGGAUGUAUUACUUCUGAGAUUGGUGCAAAAACUAAUGGGCUUCUGGCGGCCAAAUAAUGCACUGAAAGUAUCUACAUAGUCUGUACACAGUAACACUGACAUUAAUGUUCAAGUCUUCGUAAAGUCAGCUGACCGCGUCUGUAACAGUUUAAGGCUUAGCUCCUCUGAUGGUUCUCCAGAUGGUUUCUCAAACCAGGGGCCAAGCUCUCUGGCAUCCCCUGGAGUUAAUAGAUCGACUACUGACAAGUACCUCACAUACCCCACUUAAUAAAUAAAAAACUUUCUAUAACUUAAUGCUGCUUUGUUUCAGGAAAUAAAGUGCUAACAGUUAAGUUGCAUAGCAGAUAAUGAUUUUAUCAUUUUUCAAUCAACAAAUAAGACAAACAAGCUGUACUUCAAGUCAGAGCAGCACACGGCCAAAACAUGACUGUGUCUAGAAUAGACAAUAUGCUGUCAUUUCUGCCCACUGUGAAAUGUGAAGGUAAAAGACCGCCUCUAUAGGAGCUGUGCAAGGCAUACACAGCUAUGACAUUCACUUAUCGCUUAUCUUUGAGUAAACGAUAACGUUUGUCAGAUAGCUUACAAUUUCAUCAGCUUACAACCUAAAACACAGCAAUAGUUGGAUAAUUUGGUUUAUAAAGUUCGUAAUAUUCAAGCUUUGAGUCUUACCGUGACUCCAGCAAUGACAGGUGCUUUCCCCUCAAUCAGCUUAAAGACCUCUGCCUCUGCAUCCUCUCCUGUCUUCUCUUUGUAUUUCUUCCUGGCAAGCUCUCCCAGGGCAGUCUUGAACUCAUCAAACGUGAUGUUG